UCGCGAUUCGUCAUUCGUCAUUUCAUCUCCCAUUCCCAUUUCUAACCCCCAAUCAUCAACAACUGUAGAAUAUUCUCUCCCAACAACGUCAAGUCCCAAGACUGAAAGCGUAUUUGAUAGAUAUCGCCACUCACUGGAAACUAGCAGCUCUUAUCGCGUAAAUUCCCAUCAAAUCAUAUCGAGAAUUGCUUUCCAAGUUAAGGGGUAUGGCACCGCCCGCCGAGAUCACCAUCCCGACAACAUCGCAACACCCACCUUCCGACAAUUCGAAGCCGUAUACGCUCUACAACAUCACAUUACGCCUCCCCCUCCGAACCUUCGUCGUGCAGAAGCGGUACUCAGACUUCGCUACGCUACACCAGACGCUCACCUCCCUAGUCGGCGCUCCACCGCCCGCCCCCUUACCAGGGAAAUCAUGGUUUAAAUCGACCGUCUCGUCGCCGGAGCUAACCGAAGAACGGCGGCGCGGUCUAGAAGCCUACCUGAGAGCCAUCGCAGAGUCCCCCGACCGACGAUGGCGCGACACGCCGGCGUGGCGCACCUUCCUCAACCUGCCGAGCAUGAGCAGCACGGGCAACAGCGCGGCGAGCAUAAGGGCGGGGUACGGCGUGCCGAACCGGGACGCGGCGAACGCCGCGGCGGCGCAGGACCCGGGAACGUGGCUGGACCUGCACGGCGAGAUGAAGCGCGACUUCCAGGAAGCGCGGCGGUGUCUGGCGAAGCGGGACAGCGCGACGGACAACUCGGCCGCGCUGGAGGCCGGGUCCGCGGCCAAGAAGGCGCUGGUCAAGGCCGGCAGCUUGCUGACGGUGCUCGGCGACGGGCUGCGGGCGAUGCAGGACGCGAAGCGGCUGGGCGAGGGCGAGAUUAGGCGUCGCAAGGACCUGCUCGCCGCCGCCCGGGUCGAGAGGGAGGACCUGGAGAAGCUGAGCACGACGGUGUCGGCGGCCGCGAAGGCGUCGCAGAAAGUUAUGCCGUCGGCGGCGGACAAGGCGGCGCUGGUUGGGAACGGGCCGAAGGCGGGGAGGAGAGUGCUAGGCGCUCCGCUUGCGGAGACUGAGCGCACGCGCGAAUUGGAUAAUCAGGGGGUGGUGCAGUUGCAACGGCAGAUGAUGAAGGAGCAGGAUCAGGACGUGGAGGAGCUUACGAAGAUUAUUCGGAGGCAGCGCGAGAUGGCCGAGGCAAUCAACCGCGAGGUCGAGGAGCAGACCGAGAUGCUGGACCAUGUGAACAACCAGACGGAUAUCCUGAGCAGCAAGGUCAAUGUCGCGAAGAAUCGCACCAAGAAAAUCUCGUGACUCGACCUUGUCACCGGGCUGGUCGUGCAAAGCCUCGUACUCUGCGUCGAGAUCAUUAUCGGGGUCACCUGGUUGGGACAGGGCAUGUUCGAGUGGACGGUUUGGUGCAUCGAAUCUUUGCUCCAGCUGACGCAGAUCGACUGAGCCUUGGAACUCGUUUGAAUAUCAUCAUAUAGCAUUUGCGUUAUCGGCCUGUUUGGGCCCGUUUGGAAUAAUGAGGAACAACAGAACCAUGGCAUGACAUGACAUGAGUGUACGGUUACUUUUUGUCAAAUCCGCGUUUGGGCGGUUUAUGCACGGGACUAGCAUGGUUUGGUUUGGUGGAGAACAUUUGUACUAUUGUAAACUGUUAUCGGUUAUGGCAUAAGAUACCAUUAGAAUCAAGAGAUUGUAUACUUGUAAAUUCGUAUGGGAAAAGGACCUGAUAUGUUAGACUUCAUGUGAUUUAGUCACUUGGGGUAAUGGUCGUAUUGGCAACCUUAAGAAUCAUAUGGUAGUGAACCACUUGGGUUUCUUAA
Molecule: messenger RNA, 1816 nt
Organism: Annulohypoxylon truncatum
Lineage: Eukaryota; Fungi; Ascomycota; Sordariomycetes; Xylariales; Hypoxylaceae
Product: Phox-like protein
Exons: 1
Coding region: 207-1298 (363 amino acids)
Biological process (GO): vesicle fusion; intracellular protein transport; Golgi to vacuole transport
Cellular component (GO): endomembrane system; SNARE complex
Molecular function (GO): phosphatidylinositol binding; SNARE binding; SNAP receptor activity
Source: RefSeq, a predicted model, not a curated record